AUGGUGGCUCCUGUCGUGGCUAACCUGGGGCCCCUGGAGGACUUGACACUGACCCCCAACCCCGAGGAGGUGGAGGAGGUCUUCACCGUGCCCCUGGAUCACCUCCUGCGGGAGGAGAACCAGGGCUACACCCACUUCCGCACUGCCGGCCGCUACAGCUACACCCUGCCCGUCUUCCUCAACGGACCCCACAAGGUCUGGGGGCUGACGGCCAUCAUCACCGAGCUGACGCUGGAGCUGCUGGCGCCCGACCGUUACCGCAGGAAGACCCACAUGCUGGCCCGCAGCCCCUCGGCUCGGCCCCUCAAGGGGAGCUCAGCCUGA
Molecule: messenger RNA, 324 nt
Organism: Phaethon lepturus (White-tailed tropicbird)
Lineage: Eukaryota; Metazoa; Chordata; Aves; Phaethontiformes; Phaethontidae
Gene: NUDT8
Product: nudix (nucleoside diphosphate linked moiety X)-type motif 8
Exons: 2
Coding region: 1-324 (107 amino acids)
Molecular function (GO): coenzyme A diphosphatase activity
Source: RefSeq, a predicted model, not a curated record